UUCUGGGCUCGUGAAAAAACAAUGUAUGCGCAAGCAAAAUUAAGCAAAUUGAUAUGUAUGACUUCCACGCACAGUUUUGCUACUUAGAAAGAGAAAGCAGAGAGAGAAAAGCAGGAGAGGGGGGUCGAGUUUCAGACUGUUGUUGUAGUCUCUGCAACUUUCUAACGUUAGCUUUUUAUCUCUCUUUUACCAGCUGUUUCAGAGAUUGGAGAGCCUUUUAUGUGGAAAUUAUGAGAGGGCUUGUCAAAGAGAGGAAAUUGAUUCAAAAGGUUUGAGUUUUGGAUCAAUGGGUUGGAAGAGAUCUGCUAUAAAUGACCUGGAAUUGGAAAUCUAUGCCAAGGUCUUUGUGGGGUUUAUUUUGAUCUCUGCAGCGCAAAUUUCGCGUGGUUACACUAAUCCUGCUGAUGUUGCUGCAAUUAAUAAUUUAUAUGCUGCUCUGGGAUACCCUACUCUUCCUGGAUGGGUUCCUACUGGUGGAGACCCAUGCGCUGAUGCUUGGCAAGGUGUUCAAUGUAACAAUACAGACAUAAAUUCAAUAAUUCUAAAUGGUGCUAAUUUGGGAGGAGAACUGGGUGAUAACUUGGGAUCGUUUUCUUCUAUCAAAGCAAUUGAUCUGAGCAACAACCACAUUGGCGGUAGUAUUCCAGCCAGUCUGCCCCUUACCAUGCUGAACUUUUUCCUUUCAGAUAACCAGUUCACUGGAAGCAUUCCAAGUUCUUUAGCCUCUCUAAGUCAACUGUCAGCUAUGUCUUUGAACGACAACCAGUUGACUGGAGAAAUACCUGAUUCUUUUCAAGGCCUUACAGGGUUGAUCAAUCUAGAUUUAUCCAGCAACAAUUUGAGCGGGCAUCUGCCACCCUCGUUAGAAAAUUUGUCAUCUCUAACCACCCUCCGUUUGCAGAACAAUCAGCUUACUGGGACCCUUGAUGUUUUACAAGAUCUUCCCCUCAGAGAUUUGAAUAUAGAGAACAACCUCUUCUCCGGACCUAUACCUGUCAAGUUGUUGAGCAUCCCCAAUUUCAAAAAAGAUGGGAACCCAUUCAACUCUACUGUUGCUCCAUUACCUCCACCUGAAUCACCUACAUCAUCAAUACCAACACCACCUCUUUCUGGGGCACCAUCUUCCGAACAAAUACCUGGGAAACAGGCUGAUGGACCAUCUGCACCAGAGGAAUCAAAUUCCAAAAGUUCAAAAAAGUUUUUUACUACUAAAAGGACAGUCUGGAUAUCAAUUGCGGCAGUGUUGUUAUUUAUAAUUCUGCUCUUAGCACUUGUGCUUUUUAUGCCAAGAUGUUGCAGAAGGUUGCAAGAUAUUGAUAGGAUUUCCAAGCGGCAAGAAAUAGCUCCAUAUACUGGCAGCAGAGAUAACACCAUUGAUAAUGGAUCCUUAGUCCAACCAAGCAAUCAAACGGAGAAAGCUCCAAAAAUGGCAGUUGGACCAAAGGAGGAACAUCAAACAGGGCCAAGAAAAAUUAGUAAGAUCCCCAAGCCACAUAAUGAGCAGGAGCUAAAUGUGCAAAGACUGAGUGCAAUACCGAAACAGGACAGUCAUGAGAUAGAUAUGGGCAGAAUAGAUAUUGAUUCGAUGCUACCGCCGCCGCCACCUCCCCCUCCACCACCACCACCACCACCACCACCACCACCACCUGCUUAUUUUGAGAAGGUCGUUGUAAAGCCAAUUGUGCCUGCUGAAGUAACUACAGGGAAGAGUUCCACCAAACCUCUGAAUUUUCCAACUUAUGUAAAGUCUUACACAAUUGCAUCUCUUCAGCAAUAUACAAAUAGCUUUUCUCAAGAAAAUCUUAUUGGAGGCGGCAUGCUGGGAAGUGUUUAUAAAGCUCAGCUUCCUGAUGGAAAGUUGCUAGCUGUCAAGAAAUUGGACAAAAGGGCUUCCAGUCAACAGAAGGAUGAUGAGUUUCUUGAUCUUGUAAACAGUAUCGAUAAAAUUCGUCAUGCUAAUGUUGUCGAGCUCAAGGGUUAUUGUGCAGAGCAUGGUCAAAGGCUUCUGAUCUAUGAGUAUUGCAGUAAUGGGACACUGCAAGAUGCACUGCACUCAGAUGAUGAUUUUAAGGAGAAACUUUCGUGGACUACCCGCAUCCGGAUGGCACUCGGAGCUGCAAGAGCCUUGGAGUAUUUGCAUGAGGUUUGUGAGCCCCCUAUUAUUCACAGAAACUUCAAGUCUGCCAAUGUUCUUCUUGACGAUGAGCUUGCUGUACAAGUCUCCGAUUGUGGUUUGGCUCCUUUAAUAUCAUCAGGCUCUGUGAGUCAGUUGUCAGGACACCUCCUAUCAGCUUAUGGUUAUGGUGCUCCAGAAUUUGAGUCAGGAAUUUAUACUUCCAAGAGUGAUGUUUACAGUUUUGGAGUAGUGAUGUUGGAACUACUAACAGGCAGAAAGUCACAUGACAGGACACGGAAUCGUGGGGAGCAAUUUUUGGUCAGAUGGGCGAUCCCUCAGCUUCAUGAUAUUGAUGCAUUGGCAAGGAUGGUUGAUCCUUUUCUCAAUGGAGAAUACCCUGCUAAAUCAUUAUCACACUUUGCCGACAUUAUUUCCCGGUGUGUUCAGCAAGAGCCAGAGUUUAGACCUCCGAUGUCUGAAGUUGUUCAGGACCUCAUAGAAAUGAUACGGAGGGAGUCUCCAAAUAGAUGAUGGGAACUGGGAGAUUAAUCGAUACAGACCGGUGAUCUCAGUUCUCAAAUAGUGAAGCUCAUGAUUAGCAAAGGUCUAGAAAUUUCAUUUGGUCGAUAUUAACCCAGGGUAUUUAGGCUGCAGACUUGAUGCUGGUGAUAACACAUCCCACAGUUCAUAGACCAAGGGCACACCUAAAUGGAGUUUGAUGAUAACCAGCUGCAGAACCUUUUGAUUGGUCCUCCUGAUUCUUCGGGUUAACUGUUUGCAAUCCAUUCUAUUGUUCAUUUAAACUAUGUGAUGAAAGCUGUGCUGCAUAAAUGCGCUGCUAAGCCCAUUAUUUCGUAAUUAUUCCUUACCAUUAAUUCUUGAAUGAAAUUUUUUUAUGGUUUGCCUUUGUGAUUAUUAUUGCAAUAUAUUUUUAUUGAUUUUGCCGA
Cornus florida is the source of this 3063-nucleotide messenger RNA. RefSeq names its product protein STRUBBELIG-RECEPTOR FAMILY 3-like. Gene Ontology annotation, biological process: protein phosphorylation. The coding region runs from base 287 to 2647 and encodes 786 amino acids. The record is from RefSeq and is a predicted model, not a curated record. NCBI's taxonomy places the organism in Eukaryota, Viridiplantae, Streptophyta, Magnoliopsida, Cornales, Cornaceae. The transcript has 17 exons. Gene Ontology annotation, molecular function: protein binding; protein kinase activity; ATP binding.